AUGAUGAAUAACAUUCAGAAUUUGAAAAGAGUAAGAUUUUACGAGAGACCAUAUAUCGUAAAUAACAAUCUCUUUAAGAUGAUUCUUAAUUUUUUUUAAUUAGAAAAGAUUUAAAAUCGUUCACAUAAUUAAAAGACAUUAUAGACAAUAGCAUUAUAAUUGAUAGGAGAUGAAUUUCAAGACCUCUAUGUAGAUUUAUGGAUGACUUAAAAAUAGUUAAUUAAAAUGACUAAGGUGCAUAGAUAGGAUAUUAAUGCAUAGUCAAUUUAUGAUAUUAUAGAUGCAGAAUUUAAAGCAAAAAGAUUAAGUGAAUCUAUUACUGUUUAUAAAGCAGAAAUAAAUAAAAAAACUAAAUAAAUUUUAGUAUUUUAAGCUGAUAUUUUAAGGGAAAUUUGA
Molecule: messenger RNA, 396 nt
Organism: Paramecium sonneborni
Lineage: Eukaryota; Ciliophora; Oligohymenophorea; Peniculida; Parameciidae
Source: the annotation of a GenBank genome assembly